GUCGCAGAACAUUAUGAGCAGGUGAUAGCCACGGACGUUAGCGAGGCCCAGAUCAAACGUGCCAUCCCGCAUCCAAAGGUUCAGUACAUUCACACACCUCUCUCCACCUUGGAGCAAGAUUUGGUAUCCAUGCUUGGAGGUGAAGGCUCGGUAGACCUGGUGACCGUGGCCACGGCCGUGCACUGGUUCGACCUCCCGAGCUUCUAUUCUAUCGUCAACCGUGUCUUAAGGAAGCCUGGAGGAGUGGUUGCUGUUUGGAGUUACAGCUACGACAUCAGUCCUUUGGAGGACGUGAUGAAACGCUUCUACGUCUCCUGCCUUCCUUACAUGGAUGACAGAGCUCGCUACGUCUUCGAAGGGUACCGGACCCUUCCGUUCCCAUUUGAAAGCGUCGGACUGGGGACCGAAGGCAAUCCUACGAGUGUGGACAUGGAUCUGGAGAUAUCAUUUGAUGGUUUCAUGGAACUGCUGAGGACGGGGUCUGCAGUAAACACCGCAAAGGAGCGUGGAGUGGAUUUGCUGUCUGAAGAGGUGGUGAAGGAGCUCAGAACUGCUUGGGGUGGAUCUGAUAUUAGGAAGGUAACUUUCAAGGCUUUCAUGCUUGCCGGCACGCCAAGAUUGGAAGGCUAGCGCUGGGAGACUUUGUUGGAAUGUAAUAUUUACCGAUUCCGUGUGAGAAUAAACUGUUGGGUUGCAGAAAUGCAGUGGGCUAAAGAAGGAGGAAAUGCUUGAAAAUAAGCUAAAUAUGUAAUGCUACAGUAUUUGCUAGAGAAGUUUGUAUGUUGGAAAUAUUUUUAAUAUAGAAUUCUAUUCUUUUUUUUCAUA
This is a messenger RNA of Elaeis guineensis (African oil palm), 825 nucleotides long. Lineage: Eukaryota; Viridiplantae; Streptophyta; Magnoliopsida; Arecales; Arecaceae. The record is from RefSeq and is a predicted model, not a curated record.